Nicotiana attenuata is the source of this 369-nucleotide messenger RNA. RefSeq names its product 14-3-3-like protein. Bases 1 to 369 code for a protein of 122 amino acids. The record is from RefSeq and is a predicted model, not a curated record. Gene Ontology annotation, cellular component: cytoplasm. Lineage: Eukaryota; Viridiplantae; Streptophyta; Magnoliopsida; Solanales; Solanaceae. The transcript is spliced from 3 exons. Gene Ontology annotation, biological process: signal transduction.
AUGCAGAAUUUACAACUGACAGGAAUAACACAAACUGAAAUAACUGAAGAAAAAUCACAAAGCAAUCACUGGACAGUCGCAUAUGAAAGGUUCAACAACCUUGUAUCACUUGAAACUGCAGUUAUUUCCUCAAUUGCACGUCAAUUUGCCUUCAAAAUGAAGGGAGAUUACUAUCGCUAUUUAGCAGAGUUCAAAUCAGGGAAUGAUCGUAAAGAGGCAACUGAUCAGUCACUUCAAGCUUUUGAGGCUGCUACUGCCACAGCUAGCGCAGAUCAUGCUCCUACUCACCCAAUUAUACUUGGACUUGCAUUGAACUUCUCAGUCUUCUACUAUGCCAGCAAAGUUGUGCAUAAUGCCUACAAAAUCUAA